Molecule: messenger RNA, 1207 nt
Organism: Strongylocentrotus purpuratus (purple sea urchin)
Lineage: Eukaryota; Metazoa; Echinodermata; Echinoidea; Camarodonta; Strongylocentrotidae
Product: protein PFC0760c
Exons: 3
Coding region: 1-1056 (351 amino acids)
Source: RefSeq, a predicted model, not a curated record
AUGACGCUUGGGAAUGAAACACGUGCGUCGGCCGACGAUGUCGAUUCCCCUAGCUUCGAUGCCGAUGGUGACGUCGCGAGUGUUGAUUUACAUGACAACGUAUCCAGUCGAGAAUAUUCAGGGAGUAAUGACGAUGAGCCGGACCUCGAAUAUUUACUAGGAUCGAGAUCAGGUGAGAAGGAAGAUGACAGCAUGGACACUGAAGAUGUCAGCAGAGGCGAUGAAGGAAAUGUUGAUGAGUAUGAUUUCAUCAACUUUAAACGGGGCGAAGUAGUCAAGCAUGACAAGAGAGUGAAUGAUGAUACCUCAACAAAUGACAACAUUUUUAACACAAAUAGCCUUGAAGACGUGGAUUAUGACGAGGUAGAGGAUGAUGAUGGUGAAAGCAAUGAUGAUGAUGAUGGUGACGAUGAUGAGGAUGGUGAUAAUGACGAUGAAGAGAAUUACGAUAAAUUUGCUUCGGUCAUGAAUCCAAAUGAUAGACCUACAGAGCAUAUAAGUGCUAAUGACAUCCAAGGGACACCUAAUAAUCCCAUCAUCGGAACAGAUAUGUACGACCAUGGUGAACGUCUUAACGAAGUCGUUAAUGAUCAUGGUGAUGCCCACGGUCGAACAUCGUUUAGAGAUGAAGAUGCUGAAAGAUUCCUUCGCUGGUUGCUCGGGUACAUCCUUAGGAGAAUGGAUGAUGGUUCCGAUUCAGAGAGGACCCCAAACAGUGAUGAUAAAACAUUGUCUUCUCAAGACGAGGCCACUGCCACGAUUCGAAGAUAUUUAGCAAACGACAAGAGAGAACAUGCAAAACAGCAUCGUUCAUUCAGAGAGGGCAGUCUUCAACUUAAAAACGAUGGCAUGACACAAACAUGGAACGACAGGCUGAGAAAGGGAGAUACGGAAAAGUCACGACUUGCUCUAGAAGAGAGGGAUGAAGAUCCAGGCACACUCUUACAAAACAUCAUUAAUUUGAAAGACUUGGAGCGACGUCACCAAAUCCGAGAUCUCGUCGCGAGACUCGGGAAAAGAUCAGAGAUGGCAAGUCACGUGAAGUCUACAUCAUGAAUUUACCUUAGAAUUAUGAGACCGACUAUUUUUGUCUGUCAUCCCCAUAGGUAUAAAAUGCUUUUUUGGCCUCGGGAACUGUCGGUUUCGUCGAUCUUUUGGAACUUUCUACUUCCUAUGUUUGUAUGUAUUUCUUUGAUUUGUCGGUGUC